Molecule: messenger RNA, 1207 nt
Organism: Sclerotinia trifoliorum
Lineage: Eukaryota; Fungi; Ascomycota; Leotiomycetes; Helotiales; Sclerotiniaceae
Source: the annotation of a GenBank genome assembly
AGCGGCUUUCGUUCUUUUUGUCUUUGAGACUGCGCUUCCCAUAAUUGAUGUGCUCCGCUUUUCGAUCGCAGUUCCUCAUCUUCACUUUCAAUAAUCUUUUCUCCGUUCCAUCACCAUAUCUCCUAUUUCGAACGGGGUUUCAUCGUCACAAUAACGGGUAUAUCUUCUGGUCUGAGAAAUAGCUCGUCGUCCUCAUCUACGUUGCGUCGUCUGAUCUCCCCAGCGACAGAGAAAUCAUUAAACAUGCAACAUCCAAGGAGAUUUUCUGAGAAUGGCCUGGUCUCCAGCGGUGCUAUAAAGGUUUCGGCUUCUAAUGUAAGUAUCGAGACCUUCAGUUUAAUCAUACACAAUGCCAACUUCAUUAUGUCAGGUUCUUGAUGGCCAUGAAGAACUCCCUGCUAGAAAGAGAAAACUGAGUGAUGUUGACAUGCGUCCACACAAAAAGUCUCUAUUAGCCACGUGAGUCCUAAAUUCCUACUCCUACACAGUGUAUGUGCUAAUCCAUGCAGAUCCCUUGGUGAGGGUGUCACUCUACUUGUUGGGAACGAUGCUGAGAACAAGGAUUCGAAAUUCAUUAUGCACAAAAAUAUACUGUGCGCGGCAAGUCUUUUCUUUGAAGCUGCUUGUAAGCAGGAAAGGCACGGAGAAGGGUAUCAUACGCCUGCCAGAAGAGCAACCCGAAGUUAUCAGAACUUUUGUACACUGGAUUUACGUUGAUGAAUACCUCUGUUUGUCAUUCAAGAACUUCGACACCCGAGGACCAGCGGGUCAACCAGCGGGGAUAUUGGUGAAACCUUAUGUUCUUGGUGACAAAUACCUGAUGCCACGGCUUUGCAACAAGGUAAUGGAUGCUCUCACUGCGUACUGUUUCACAGGAGGUGGUAAAUGUCCAUUGGAAAUACUAGAUCAUGCCUGUAAAAAUACAGCGAAAGAUUCCCAAUUGCGCAAGUAUCUCGCCAGUACCACAGUCGAAUAUUUGCACGAGGCACUGCAUAAUAUGGAUGAAAAGCUCUAUCCUGAGCUUAUUCAUGAUAUAGCAAUGCACUUGAUGCGUGCACGAAGAGACCAUAAGGACUACGAGCCCCCUCUAACGUUCUGUGAAAAGUAUCACAUUCACGGACCAGAACCUAGGACUCCGUGCAAGGAAGGCGAAAGAAAUAGAGGGGGUUGGAUUCUUUAUAGGUAUUGAUCGUCGACGGCAGAGAAA